Molecule: messenger RNA, 327 nt
Organism: Didymodactylos carnosus
Lineage: Eukaryota; Metazoa; Rotifera; Eurotatoria; Philodinida; Philodinidae
Source: the annotation of a GenBank genome assembly
AUGCCAAAUCAAAAUGCUUCACCAGAAGAAUGGAAUUUAUUUUGGAAAUUAUUACACAACUAUUAUGCCAUAAUCGCUCGACCAAGAUUUGGAAAACGUACAGUGAAAAAUGAUGCAGUACCGUUAAAAUCGAUAUCACUCCUGCCUGAUCAACUACCAUCACCAGAUCAAUUACUAUCCAUUAUCAAUCAGUAUACUGAUACCAAUCAAUCUAAACGGAAUUCUUCACAUGCAUUUAAUCAUAUUGAUUAUAAUGGUAAUGGACGAAUCGACUUAAACGAACUUUAUCAAUUUUUAUAUCCAGAGCUUUUAUCAACAGAUCGUUGA